Molecule: messenger RNA, 906 nt
Organism: Penicillium mononematosum
Lineage: Eukaryota; Fungi; Ascomycota; Eurotiomycetes; Eurotiales; Aspergillaceae
Product: dynamin family protein
Exons: 2
Coding region: 1-906 (301 amino acids)
Cellular component (GO): membrane; cytoplasm; microtubule
Molecular function (GO): GTPase activity; GTP binding; microtubule binding
Source: RefSeq, a predicted model, not a curated record
AUGGGUGCCGAAGCUCCUGAUGGUGUCAUGGAGCUUAACACUAGACUGGAAAGCAAAAUGGUUCUGAAAAACUUCCAAACCGAUGCUCUACGUGAGCUUUGCACUGAGGAUCAGCUGGACCUUCUGAAUUCUAUCGAUACUCUCCGUUCUCAGGGGAUCAGCCACUAUAUCACUUUGCCACAAUUCAUAGCCUGUGGUGAUCAGUCUUCCGGCAAAAGUUCCGUUACUGAAGCUAUAUCUGGAGUGUCAUUUCCUGUUAGGAGCAAUCUGUGCACGCGAUUCCCUACCGAGCUCGUCCUUCGAAAAUAUCCCCAAAGUGGUGUUCGUGUAUCCAUUGUUCCGCAUCAGACGCGUAGUGAUAUCGAGCAACGGUCGCUUGGCGACUUUUAUGAGGAGUUGGAUGACUUUGAGGGCCUACCUAUCUGGAUUGAAAAGGCCAAAGGGGUCGUGGGAAUAACAAUGUACGGAAAGGCCGUCUCGAACGAUCUUCUUCGGGUGGAGGUCUCCGGUCCUGACCACCCUCAUUUGACUAUUGUGGACCUACCUGGACUUGUCCAUUCGGAAACCAAGCAACAGUCUGCGACAGAUGUCCACCUUGUCCAAGAUAUCGUGCAGUCUUAUAUGAAAGAGCCUCGCAGUGUCAUCCUCGCUGUUGUAUCUGCAAAGAAUGAUUUUGCCAACCAGGUUAUCCUCAAGCUGGCAAGGGAUGCUGACCCAUCCGGGAAGCGCACCCUCGGUGUGAUUACCAAGCUUGAUACCCUUGUACCAGGGUCAGAGAGCGAGACCAUGGUUGUGUCACUCGCUAAAAAUCAGAACGUGGAAUUCCGGUUUGGAUGGUAUGUUUUGAAGAAUAUGGAUAUGGAGAAAGGGCAAUGGACAUUAGAACACCGUGAAUUGGAGGAAUAG